CGAGUGAGAACCAAUUCCACGAAUCAUCGUUGCAUCGCAUCGCAUCGCUUCUUCCGGUUGCGUUUCUGUUUCCGUCGCACCAACAAGAACAACCGCAACUACGUACUCGUACCACCAUCGACGCUGCGAGCACGACUCCGAAACAGAACACAGUGAAAGCCCGGACAACGUAAGUACGCAGCAAUCGUCCCGAUUCGUUCCCGUCUCCGGUGUGGGAACAACGCAUGAGCGUGUCGUUUCUUCCUUCCUUCGCGGCAAGCCGACGCCCCGGGGAAAAGGAUUCCCCUCGGACGAUGGCUCUGUUCGGUGGAACCAUAGAGGGGUCCGAGAUUCGAUGUUUGUUUCGUGGCACACGGAACAAAAGACACACAUCGAGACGCGAAAACGUAACCCUGUGAACAGAAGAAAGAAACGAAAUAGCGCCUCAUUGUUUUGUUUGGUGUCACCACUUUGUUCGUUGCUCUGUUUUUUCUCGUUCGGUUCCUACCCGCAACCAAAGACCGGCCAACCGACCGACACCAAAAGACAUAGACAUUCGAAGCACAAAACAACAACGGCUCGAAACCACAUCCACACGACCAUGCGAUGAUAUCCGACGGAACUUUCAAAUCUGCCAGACAUUGACGAAUUCAAUUCAAUUCGAAUCGGAUUGGCGGUUGGAGUUUAGUGCGCAUCCCACCGCAGAGCAGAGCGGAGACGAUUGGCUCCGGUGUGGUGGAAAAGGCGGAGCACAGAACUUCCCGGUGCCGGUGUUGAAUGGCUCCACGAAAGGAAUCGCGGGCCAUGGAGACAGCAACGAUGGCUUCCGCGACGCCAUCCCUUCCUCUCUCCAUGAUCGAGGACGCGAAAUCGUCGGAUUCCGAGAUCGAUGCGUACGCCGCUAGGGUGCUAAAGGCGAUGAGCCCGCCGGACACGAGCAUCUUCGACGACAGCCUGGGACCCUACGUGGCCUCUAUGAUUCGGUGCGCAGACAUUCGGGCGAAGGAGGAGGUCAAAUCGCUCGCCGAAUUCGAUUCGAUCCUGGAACUCCUCGAGGACCAGUGCAGCAUGGACCGGGAAAAGGCGGCCGACUGCGUUCUGAGGAUAACGGACGCCGUCGUCACGCACGUCCUGCCCUUUUCGGAACGAACCGCGGCCACCGUGGGCGUGCGGAGGACCCGCUGCAACAGCUUUCCCCUCUACACGCAGCACGGAGGGGCGCUGGAUUCCUUUCGCAGCAUGAGCAGCGCCCUUCCGGAAAGCAUGGCCGCGCUGGCGGAGACCGGCGAGACGGAGGCGCAGGCGCAGACGCCCUCCAAGUCCUUUGGACCGGCCGACACCGCCAAUGCCUUUUCCCUGGGGGGGCCGUCCCCCCUCCGACUCGACAAUCUCAUCCCGCUGGACCUGAUGGGGGAACUCGACGAUCCCUCCCCGGCCUAUUCCUCCCCGUCGGCAUUGGCGUCGGUACUGCUCGCCCCAAAGAUAGGCCUGCGGGCAGCACCCACGACCCUGGCGCAGACACGGACGCAGUCGCAGUCGCACCGGUACGCGACUUCGUUCGAGCCAAAACAAUCGCCCCAAACCAGCGCUAGCCUAGCGGCGGUCCACGGCCAGCGCAACAACGAGUUCCCACCGCUCGGAACCUCCCCCGAGGCCUUUCCGCCACUCGGGGCCCGCGUGGAGAAACCGAAAAAGGUCAAGAUACGGAGCUCGAAAAAAUCCAGCGACGGAAAAAUACAACAACACUCCGACAAGGACCUGGCGGCGACCCUCUUCCGACCGGCGAGGCCGCGACAGAACAGCAUCGAAAGCGAGGAGGCCGCGUCGAGGUCCCGCGGGUCUUCGAACGCGAGUGCCUCGAUGCUGGCGAUGUCCGCCACGGGCACGAUCGACGAGGAAAGCGCGGUCUGUGGGAACGGCAUGAGCAACAACAUUUACUUCCAGCAGCAGCUGGAUUCCUGUGUGGAAAUUCUCUUGUCCAUGAACCCGGAUCUCUCCGAGGAGGCGGCCGCGGCAGCGGGACUCAUGGCCGGUACCGAUUUCAAUCUCGCCCAGUACAUCAUCGAUUCGGCGAUACGGGCGCCUCCCAUCUGUCGCCACAUGCUUCACGACGGUUGCUACCGAAGCGACUGCACGUUCAGCCACGACGUGGAGGGCCACACGUGUCUCUUUUGGCUCCGCGGCCGCUGCGGGAAGGGAAGUGCCUGCAAGUUCUUGCACGGGUUUCACGAGAAACUCCUGGACGGCAUCGACAUGUCCGGGUAUCGAUCGCAGCAACAGCCGAACAGCAACAACAACAACAGCAACAACAACAACCUCCACGGUGCGGCCGCGUCCUCGGCCGGGUACAACCAGAUGUAUCCCCCCGGUCUGGCGUCGUCCUCGGCGAGCUUGUCCGCCAGCCCGGAGGGCGGCGGUAGCUUUGGCGGGGCCCUUUCCCCACUGCUGGCUUCCUCGUGGACGACCCCUUCGGUGCCGGAAGAUCCCUUUGCAUCGCCCGGAAAACCCCCUUCGGAGGCCCAGUUUUCCUUUGCCAACGUUGCCUCGAAGGGGCACGAGCGGAAGCGGUUUGCGGAGGGGACUUGUUUCCCGGCCACGACCAGCGCUUCCGCCAGGCCUUCGAUCCCGACGGUCCGGAUCCCGCAGGACCUGUGGAACCCGCACGAAAACCGCGACCCGUCCGUCUUUUACAUCAGCGAUCCGCUCGAGCGGUACCAAAAGGUCGCCGCGUCGGUCCAGCGGUCCGACGUCAUCGACCUGCACUUUCAGUCCACCAAGACCUUUCCGAAGGUCCUCGAAACGAUGCUCCCCCUCAAGCUGGGAAGCGAAAGUGCAAACCGCGGAAAGGUCUGGAUCGUCACCGGAACGGGCCACCACGUCGGAAAGAAGACCCACCAGAAGGGGGGCGGGGCCCUCGAGUCCGCCGUCGUGCGGUGGCUCUCCGACAAGAACUACCGCUUUGCGAAAGGGAGGGACAAGAACGGACUCUGCGGCGCCCUCCUGGUCACGGCGGACCGGUAGCGGAAGGCUGCGGUGUGCGGUGCGGCGCUUUUUGGGUCUUGUUGGGUCGCCAGCGAUGCGAUGCGAUCCUUUAGUAGUAACAACGAAUGCAAUGCAAACCGAUUCUUGCCACGGCCGCGCCUCUAGCGACUUUUU
This is a messenger RNA of Pseudo-nitzschia multistriata, 3135 nucleotides long. NCBI's taxonomy places the organism in Eukaryota, Bacillariophyta, Bacillariophyceae, Bacillariales, Bacillariaceae. The record is from the annotation of a GenBank genome assembly.